AUGGGGAUGAUGAGGAGUACCAAUGAGAGCAAACUAACAGGUUUCAUCCUUUUGGGGUUUUCUGAUUACCCUCAGUUACGGAAGGUUUUAUUUGUGGUCAUUUUGAUCUUGUAUUUAUUAACCAUUUUCGGGAAUACCACCAUCAUUCUGGUAUCUCGUCUGGAAUCCAAGCUUCAUACACCAAUGUAUUUCUUCCUUUCUCAUCUCUCCUUUUUGGAUAUCUGCUUUACCAGCAGUGUUAUUCCUCAGCUCCUGGUAAACUUGUGGAAUCCUAUGAAAAACAUCACUUACAGUGGCUGUGUGGUUCAGCUCUAUGUUUCUCUUGCCCUGGGAUCCACAGAGUGUGUCCUCCUGGCUGUGAUGUCCUAUGAUCGCUACAUCGCCGUCUGCCGUCCCCUCCACUACACUGUCUUAAUGCAUCCCCAUCUUUGCAUGGCCCUGGCAUAUUUGGCAUGGCUCAGUGGGGUGGUCACUACUCUAGUACAGUCCACUCUCACCCUGCAGCUACCUUUCUGUGGACAUCGUCAAGUGGAUCAUUUCAUCUGUGAGGUCCCUGUGCUCAUCAAGUUGGCUUGUGUGGACACCACUUUCAAUGAGGCUGAGCUCUUUGUAGCUAGCAUCAUCUUCCUUAUAAUACCUGUUUCCAUCAUCCUGGUUUCCUAUGGCUACAUAGCCCAAGCAGUUUUGAGGAUUAAGUCAGUUUCUGGAAGAAAGAAAGUAUUUGGAACCUGCUCCUCCCACCUGAUGGUUGUCAUAAUCUUCUAUGGAACCAUCAUCUUCAUGUAUCUGCAGCCAGCCAAGAGUAGACCCAAGGACCAGGGAAAGUUUGUUUCCCUCUUUUACACUGUGGUGACCCCCAUGCUCAACCCUCUUAUCUAUACUUUGAGAAAUAAAGAGGUUAAACGGGCACUAAAGAAAGUUCUAGGAAAGAUUCUGGGAAUAAAUUUUACAUGA
Leptonychotes weddellii (Weddell seal) is the source of this 954-nucleotide messenger RNA. Its product is annotated as olfactory receptor 2G2-like. Gene Ontology annotation, biological process: G protein-coupled receptor signaling pathway. NCBI's taxonomy places the organism in Eukaryota, Metazoa, Chordata, Mammalia, Carnivora, Phocidae. Gene Ontology annotation, cellular component: membrane. The record is from RefSeq and is a predicted model, not a curated record. Gene Ontology annotation, molecular function: G protein-coupled receptor activity; olfactory receptor activity.